Messenger RNA from Lytechinus variegatus (green sea urchin), 3502 nucleotides. RefSeq lists its product as uncharacterized. Gene Ontology annotation, molecular function: protein disulfide isomerase activity; protein-disulfide reductase activity. Gene Ontology annotation, cellular component: endoplasmic reticulum lumen. Gene Ontology annotation, biological process: response to endoplasmic reticulum stress. NCBI's taxonomy places the organism in Eukaryota, Metazoa, Echinodermata, Echinoidea, Temnopleuroida, Toxopneustidae. The transcript is spliced from 18 exons. The coding region runs from base 59 to 2680 and encodes 873 amino acids. The record is from RefSeq and is a predicted model, not a curated record.
AGAUUUUGACCUUGAGGGAAAAAUUUCCAAGUUAUGGGCCAAUCUAUCAACCUAUCCCAUGUUCAAGAAUUGGAAAGUAGGAGCGUAUGAUGUGGCCGAUGGACCCCUGAGAGGUUUAUCUCCACCCUUUGCUUUGCCUUCAUUGAGGUGCUAUGUCGGGACAGCCGAGCCUGAGGACUACUCUGGCAGGCCGAACCUGAAAAUGCUCCUCCAAUGGUUCAAAUUUUUGGCUCACAAGUAUCAUAAUCGUAUGAUGGAAGCCAACAUAGACGCUCUGCGGAAGGCUGCCUCUGAUGGGCGCAAGCUGACCAUCCUUGCUUUUCCUGGAGAAGAAAAACACUUUGAAAUCGAACGGAUGUUGUUAGAGUUUAAGUCAUCACACCCAAGUGAUCUUCAGCUCUUCAUAGUUCAUCCUGGCUCGGUGAAUGAGAGUUCACUUCAAAACAAGUUUAAUAUCGAAGUAGAGCCCACUAUACUAGCUCUCAAGAAAGGGGACAAGCGUCUUCGAGUUUUGCAAAGGUUUGAGGAACCGCUCGUGACCCCGAAGUUUGUUGAACCCUUCAUUAUCUCCCAGACAUCACCAGCUGUUACACUAACAGUGAAUAACUUUCAGAAAGAGGUCUUUGGUGGUGGUGGUGGUGCCACGCCCAUCUUGGUAUGUUUUUACACUCACUGGGCUGAGGGCGUGGUUCCUUACCUCAAUGCCUUUGUGGAAUCCGUGAAGGCUUUCAAAGACCAUGGGGCCAAACUUGGAUUCGGCAUAGUGGACGUGGAAGAACAGCAAGAUAUUGUUCCACGUUGGGUGAAUGCUCGAGGGAUAGAUGGGAUACCUUUCAUUCUUCUCUUCAGGAGGAAGUCUGAUAUUGGCAAAGGUAAAUUUUUGCAUCAGCUUGCUCUACCCAAGGGAGCCAACACCCCAGCAGCUAUUGGAAGUUUCCUGCAGGAGAAUGAUAUAACAUUAGAGAGUAUUGAUGGAGGACCAUUCCAUUAUCCAACAUGGGUAUUGUCAACAUAUGACAUGGAGGUAUCAAUGGGAGAGUCCAGCCUGAUAGCCCCGACAUGCAUGACAGCUCUCAACACUUCCACAGAGGGGGUGGAAGACAUAUGGGGUGAGGGACCUCCUUCGAUCAUAAAUAAAGUCUGUGAAACAGAAGAUAAUACCAUCAUUGAUGACCCAAGAGAUGCCAAAGUUACAGUGGAAGUUGAGGAUAUAUUAAGUCAGAAAACCAGUCCACGGAGCCGUAUUGGGAGCAUAGAUCGACUGACUGAUGCAACCUGGUCGAAGGUGAUUGAGAAGUCACACGCAGGCAUGAAGCCUGAAGAUCUACAGGCACUCAUGAAUAUUCAUAAGACAUCAAGAAAGAAAGACAAACCUCAGACAAACCUAGUGUUCUUCAUCCAAGAUGGCUGCGGGAGCUGUCGAAGGCAACAGGCCAUGUUUGAGAGGGUCGCUGAGGCUGUCAAGUUCAUAGAUGGUGGGUCUGCCUACAUACUGAACUGUACAUCUGACCCCGUGACCUGUGACCAUCAUCAAGUCAGGGGAUUCCCCACAGUGAUUGCAUUCCGUACCUUUGGUCAGCACAGCAGUGAAAGGUGUCUCUCGCCUGAUCAUCACGAGCAUACACUGCGUAUGGAUUACCAUGGGCUAUUACAGGAAAAGGAGUUGAUGGAAUGGUUUUCUGAAGUUGCUCUUCCGAGGGUUCAGAUCAAAACUCUUCAACAAAUCAAACAGGAACAGAAGUAUACCAAUGUGAUCCUCCUAGCGACCGUCUACCCCCUCUCCCUGGCUAGCCAAUACUUGAGGUCUGUGGGUGGGGUCGACAGCUGGUACCCCCAGGACUGCUUCCUGGUCGCGUGCGAAAGGCUUUAUGGGAAGGCCAGGUGCUAUGCGGCUUACGGGGAGAACAUCCGACCGAAGGAUAGAGAGAGAACGAGCAAGGAGGAGAGAUUGAUCGUGGGAAAGGUUGAGAUGCUUCGACAAGAUGGAGUGACAUCGAAGAUUAUUACGAGUGGGCGGAGUCUCAUCGCUGCUCUUCAAGCUGAGGCCGAUUCCCAGAUCCAUAAAUUCCACACUCCCCACAGGUACAAUCUUCGGUCUGGUCAGCGGUGUGAGGAUGACCAUGCCGGCUGUACUGACCUCAUCACUGAGUUUGUAGAGGACCAUAGUCGGUUGCCGGUCACUCAUCUCACUAUAACGUCAUUCCAUGCAUACUCAAGUGUUGGAUUUGACACGAAGCAUAGGGGGUCUGUCUUUAAGAGUGGAUUACCUGUUCUCAUUGCAUUUGCUACGAGGAAGCAGAUGGACGAAGGUGCUGAAUUUCAACAGGCUCUACUGUCUUCAGCGUAUGAUCUGUACCAGGACAUAGUCUUCACCUGGGUGGAUGUUGAGGAGUUCCCUAGAUGGGUUGCGCAGUUUGUUCCGGUCUAUUAUCAAAGACUCAUCUUAGAACACAAAGAUGAGAUCACAGAAGAAAUCCUGCCUUCACUCUUUGUCUACCCUCGCCUCUGCUUGGUUAGACCCAAUGACCAUCGACAUGCAGCAUUCUUUCCUUCAGCAAAGGGGUUCUCACUUACAUCAAAACUUGUGGGUAGGACUAUAGAUAAAGAUGAUAUCCUCAGGUUUGCCAAAAACUUUUUGAAGAAUCCAGAAGCAAUGUUGAUGGAAACAGAACGGUUCUGAGUAAUGGUCAACCUGAGGACUUUCAACAUGCAUUCUUCCCUUAUAUAGCAAAAAGGUUCUAACAUCAAAUCUCUUGGGUGGGACUAGGUUUGCCAUGCACUUCUUGAAGAGUCUAGAAGAAAUGCUGAUAGAAACAGAAUGGUUGUGAUGGAGUGAUGAAUGGUAAAACUGGUGUGUUGGCUUCGUUGGUAGAGCAUCCGUCUCACAACUGGGAGGUCAAGAGUUAAAAAUUAAUUUUUGAUUUUCACUUAAAACCCAAUGACCAGCAACAUGCAGGGUUCUUUCUUUACAUCAAACCUUAUGGGUAGGACUAUGGAUAAAGAUGACAUUCUUAUGUUUGUCAAAACUUCUUGAAGAAUCCACAAGAACUGCUGCUGGAGACAUAAUAGAUCUGAAUCAUGAAUGAUCAAAGAGAGAUUAGCUUUUGAAACAAUGACAGAAAGUAAACAUUAUGUCAACCCUUGUUGGAGAAACGACCGUAGUUCAGGCCCAUAACUGUGGUUUUGUACCCCCUUAACAUAAACCUUAUUGGAGGAUCCAAGAUAUUUCAUUUUAAAGCCAUAUCAACCCUGCAUGACCAAAUUAAUCCCCCUUAUGUAACAUUUAAGCUUGAGCGUUGAGCCAGGAUUAGACGAUAAACAGCAGCUGUGAUAUUACGGAAGAGCAGCUCUGCCUGUAGUAGGCACUUCAGAAUAAUAUUUGAUAUUCAAUCAAGUUUUCAAAGGCAUAUCGUAUUCAGAAAUCCAAUGUUUGUUUUCAAUUUCGAACAAAGAAAAUCAGCCUGAAAUAAGGAAAAUGUUAAAGAGAAAUUAAAAUGAUUGC